AUGCCUAACACCAUCACAUCAACCAUGAAGCUAAUUUCUCUCUUAUCGGCCUUCUUUCUUCUCUCCUCCCUCACCACGCUAGCAGCUGGGGAGGUCGUCCUCGACACGGAUGGCAACGAGCUACGACGUGGGGUAGAAUACUACAUCUACCCCGGCAUCACUGACGUCGCCGGUGGUCUUACCCUUGCAAGCCGGAACCACUCUUGCCCACUGGAUGUGACCCUCGCAAUCUCCCCAACCAAUAAUGGCCUCCCCGUCACCUUCUUGCCGGCUGAUCCAGAGGAGGACACGAUCAACACAUCGACGGACUUAAAUAUCGUCUUCUCGGCUUUCACCAUCUGCUUGCAGUCUACAGCGUGGAAGCUCGACUUCGAUAACACCACCAGGCGUUUUUAUGUGACGACGGGCGGCGUGACGGGGAAUCCCGGGCGUGAGACGUUGGACAACUGGUUCAAGAUACAGAGCGCCAGCGGUCGUAGUGGCUAUAAUCUGGUCUUCUGUCCCUCGGUGUGUAAUAUUUGUAGGCCUGUGUGUGGGAGUUUGGGUGUAGUCCGGGAGGAUGGGAGGCUACGGCUGGGGAUCAGCUCCGAUGCACCACUCCCGGUUGAGUUCAGGAGGGCAUAAACUGGGACAUGCUCCUCUCUAGUAACAAAGAAUGGGGUGGGACUUUGAUCAGUCGUACGUAGUAAUUAAAUUUAAAUAAAAGUCCUGGGAGUAUUGUUAAUUCUGAUGGCUGAAUGUGCUUCAUGUAUCAUGAAUUGUUUUCAGAUAAAUAAAGAUGUAACGGUCCUCUUGAUGUAUGUUUGUUCCAAUAUUUAUAUUUUUGGAUUAACAAAUUAAUA
Molecule: messenger RNA, 842 nt
Organism: Elaeis guineensis (African oil palm)
Lineage: Eukaryota; Viridiplantae; Streptophyta; Magnoliopsida; Arecales; Arecaceae
Product: miraculin
Molecular function (GO): endopeptidase inhibitor activity
Source: RefSeq, a predicted model, not a curated record